This is a messenger RNA of Centropristis striata (black sea bass), 1743 nucleotides long. Its product is annotated as exocyst complex component 6B-like. Gene Ontology annotation, cellular component: exocyst; membrane. The transcript is spliced from 4 exons. Gene Ontology annotation, biological process: Golgi to plasma membrane transport; intracellular protein transport; exocytosis. The record is from RefSeq and is a predicted model, not a curated record. Bases 839 to 1429 code for a protein of 196 amino acids. NCBI's taxonomy places the organism in Eukaryota, Metazoa, Chordata, Actinopteri, Perciformes, Serranidae.
CUAUAUACAAUAGUUUUAGCGAAAUAUUUUAAACUUAUAUCCAAUAUUUUUAGCUCACUAUCUUAACUGUAUAUCCGAUACUUUUAGCGAACUAUUUUAACCAUCUAUCCGAUAUUAUUAUCUACCUAUUUAAUUGUAUAUAUCCGAUACAUUAAGCGAACUAUUUUAACCAUCUAUCCGAUAUUUUUAUCUACCUAUUUAAUCGUAUAUAUCCGAUACAUUAAGCGAACUAUUUUAACCAUCUAUCCGAUAUUUCUAUCUACCUAUUUAAUCGUAUAUAUCCGAUACUUUUAUCGAACUAUUUUAACCUCAUAUUUGAUGACUAUUUAAAGUCUGUUGAGGACGGGUGUGGUGAAUAUGUUUUAAAAACCAAUGGCUAAUAUCAGAACAGGAGGCAAAUAGGAAAAAAAGUUGAUUUUUAUGAUCAUUCUUUGGAUUUUUUAUUGAUUUGGAUACAGUUCCUAUAUCUGUAAAGUCCUUAAAUUGCUUAUUUCCCCACUGGUUUAGGUUAAUAAUUAUCAAGCUGCAGUCUUAUCAGGAGAUUUAAGGCGGUGUCGGAGCUCUAAUGAGGCCGACAGCUCACAACAUGCUAAUGUACUCAUUUGAAUUGGCUGACAUUUCCACUUUUUCCAAAUGGAGAGAUUCGCAGACUGAGAAAUUCACUUAAAAUGUUUGUUCUGGCUUGGAGACGCAGCAGCUCUCUGCGAGAAAUGGAAGAAAUCACUUGUGCACAGUCACUGAUUCUCUCUCUGUUUAUAUGUGUGUGUUAAUGUGUGUGUGUUAAUGUGUGUGUGUUUAUGUGUGUGUGUGUGUCCUCAGUUCCACGGAGGUAGACGAUAUGAUCCGCAAGUCGACCAAUCUGCUGUUGACCAGAACCCUCAGCCACUGUCUGCAGUACGCCAUUAAAAAGAAGAAUGUCGGGCUGGCAGAGUUGGUGCAGGUGAUCAUAAACACCACCCACCUGGAGCAGAGCUGCCACUUCCUGGAGGAGUUCAUAUCAAACAUCACAAACGUCCCGCCGGACACGGCCAACGCCACCAAGCUGUACGGGACCUCCACCUUCAAGGACGCGCGCCACGCGGCCGAGGCGGAGAUCUACACCAACCUGAACGCUAAGAUCGACCAGUUCCUGCAGCUGGCUGAUUAUGAUUGGAUGGCGGCGGUGCAGGGGGGCGGGACUCUGGACGCCAGCGACUACCUGAUCGACCUGAUCGCCUUCCUGAAGAGCACCUUCAGUGUGUUCACCAACCUGCCUGGUAAAGUGGCCCAGACGGCCUGCAUGUCGGCCUGUAAACACAUCUCCACCUCCCUGAUGCAGCUCCUCCUGGACCCGGAGGUGCGUCAGAUCUCCAUGGGAGCUCUGCACCAGCUCAACACCGACGUCAACGAGUGUGAGAGUGAGUGUCCACCUUUAGUUUUUAAUAUAUAAUAUAAUGUUCAUAGCUUUCCCCUCCUCCCUUUGUCCUUCAUGUCCUUCUUUGCAUCCUUUUUUCUCCUCCUCUGCUCUUUCAAUCUCUCCUUUUUAACUUCUUAAGAGGUGGAAUAAGUAUUCAGAGCCUCUAGAAUAUUAAUACCACACUGUAAAAAGAAAAGAAAACAAAAAAAAGAAAGUAAAAACAGACAAAACAGAAACUAAAAAAAGACUAAAAAUAAAAAACUAAACUAAAAAAUAAAUCAAAGCAGAAAAAAAAGAAACUAAAAAAAUUAAUAAAAACAGACAGAAAUAAACUAAAAGAGACAAAA